Molecule: messenger RNA, 4101 nt
Organism: Penicillium verhagenii
Lineage: Eukaryota; Fungi; Ascomycota; Eurotiomycetes; Eurotiales; Aspergillaceae
Product: ankyrin repeat domain-containing protein
Exons: 1
Coding region: 1-4101 (1366 amino acids)
Molecular function (GO): protein binding
Source: RefSeq, a predicted model, not a curated record
AUGGACCAAUCAUUGGGCCCAGGAGACGACGAGGUCCUGGAUGUUUUCGAACGAGCGCGACAACUGAGGAUAUGCCCCAAUCGAAUCUGGGCAGUUGCUGGAGAGAAGCUCCCACGAAUGAUACCGGAUCUGAAUUUGCUUCUUGCCGCAGAAAAUGGACUCGGCACAGCUCAGCAUACGGAAUGCACGCCAGACUUUUGCGAACAGGCCCAACGAGACUUUACGGGUAUUAAGCAACGCCACGAAUGUUCCGACAAGGCUCGAUCACGGUGCACCACAUCUAUGGCGGUCUCUUUCCCACGCUAUGCGUUGAAUAAAGCGGCCAUCGAGGAGAAGCCGACAGCCUGGGCGUUAAAUGGAGAGGCGAUUCUCCCGCCUCAUCUGCCGUACAUGGCGAUUUCGCACGUCUGGUCGGAUGGCACGGGAGCAGGGGCUUGGAAGGACGGGUUGGUCAAUGAAUGUCUGUAUAAGUUUUUCGAAGGUCUCGCAAUAAAGUUCGACUGCAAGGGUAUCUGGUGGGAUACCAUCUCGAUUCCGCGAGAAAAGGCAGCCAGGGCCCAAGCAAUCAAGAAGAUGCAUGAUAACUACGGACAGGCUCGGAUCACUCUCAUCCACGACUGUUUCCUACGGAACUGGCUGUGGGACCCGCGCACUGCGUGCUUUGGAAUCAUCAUGUCGCCUUGGUUCAGUCGUGGCUGGACUGCGUUGGAAUUGAUGAAGUCACGUAAAGUCAAAAUCAUCUUUAAAGGACGAUGGGGCCCAGUUAUCAAGGAUCUGGAUGAAGAGAUUCUCGCCAAACCAGAUGAGCCGGAUUGCUCGCUCAGAGAAGCCUCGUUGGUGAUUCGGAAUCUUCGACAGAAUAUCACCAAAUUAAACGACCUAUUAACCGUGCUGCGCUCUCGCUAUACAUCUUGGCCUAAAGACGUGGCGGUCAUCUCAGCCUUAUUAGUGGGUGUUCCAGUACAAGAGCACCAGCAAGAUAUCUUUAAAAGCAUUGUGCGAAAGUUCGGACGGAUCACUCCGGGGCAUCUCUUUCAUAAUGCAACCACCAUGUCAACUGCGUUUACCUGGUGCCCGGCCAAGUUGUUUGAUCUCCCGUUAGAUACCUCGGAACCGUCGUUGGAUAUUUCCGAGGAAGGUCAUGUCCGAGGAUCCUGGCGGGUAAUAGCCGUUCAGCCUGCAGUUGAAAAGCACAUAUGGUGGGAUAUUACGCACGCGCUGAUACGGCGACAGCUCCAACAUGCCCUCUUAGACAGCCAGAAUUGCCUUUUCUUGGCCGAGUUGGGGCCCAACCCCAUCAGAAGAGCCUUGCUUGUUCGAAAAACACAAGAGGCCGGGCACUAUCGAUACAUUGGGGCCGUGCAUUUCCAUUCAGAAUGGAGUGAAGAGUACCACGAGGUGGAAGAUAUUGUCACAAUCUCGAGUUUUCAGGAUGAAACGGAGUCGCAGAAAGACGAAUAUGGGAGCCAUGAUAUCGACCCGGUGGCUCAUGACUCUAAUGCUUCGCUCAGCGUAGCUGAUAAAUCCGAAAUUUUCCGACAAGCAAUCUGGACGGCCGAUUAUCAGACAUUCCUUAACUACAUGGAAAGGGAUAUUCUUGAGUUACCAGAUAAACUUGGUCGACGACCACUACAUCUUGCCGCAGAGCGAGGAGACAUCAAAGUUGUCGAUAACCUACUCUUACUUGGAGUUGACCACAACGCUCAGUGCGAUCAAGGACAGACAGCCUUACAUUACGCUGCAUGGGGAGGUUCGGUGGCGGUGGUCAGGCUGUUGAAAGACCGGAUAGAGCGAGCCACCAAGAAUAAAGAGGGCAAUACAGCGUUGCAUAUUGCAGCACAGAUGGGAUUUGCACCUGUUGUCGAAGUACUUGGGAAUAAACAUCUGGUAAACAUGGAAGGCAGUAACGGUCUGACACCUCUGCAUUAUGCGGCCAUUAACGGACACACCAGUGUUGUGGAAACAUUGACUGGGGGGGAUAUAGAACUUGAAGCUCGGGAUAAACUUAUUGGCUGGACACCCCUGCACUGUGCCAUUGACAAUGGCAAUCAAGAUAUCGUGGAAAGACUAGUCCGUCAUGGUGCGAAUGUCGAUGCCACGGAUAUCAAAGCCGGAUGGACCCCCCUCCAUCUCGCGGCCAUCCACGGAAACUUAGCACUGAUCCAGAUGCUACAGGCUGCGGGUGCUAACAUGAGAGUGAAAGAUAAUUUCAACUGGACGCCAUUCACUUUUGCACAAAUCAACGAGCAUGCCCAGGCGGCAGAGCUCCUUCCGGAUAGAGGGAGUCCCAGGAUCACCGAGAAGGCAAAAUUCUGGUCACCCCUGCACUGCCACGCCAUCAAUCGAGAACAAGGCUUGUCAAACCUCUUGAUUGGAAAAAAUGGCCACGACCUUCUGUAUGUAUCAGGCAAAAAUUGGAUGCCGUUAAAGUUUGCGGUGGAGCACGAUCUGGAAACCACCGCUCGGUGGCUCUUGAAUACGAGGUCCAGUUGGCCGAUUGAGUACGACAACGAUACUCCUCGACGCUGGCACAAGAAAUACGGAAGCUUUAGUAAACCUGACCCAGAUUUGGAUGAGAAUGCGAGUAACAAAAACCCUAAGAGCGACCACAACGAUGUUUUGGCUCAUCUCCGCACAAGCGGCGCUCGGCCCAAUGGACCCUGGACCCCCAUGCACUGGGGUGCCCAAAACAGCUACGCUGUUGUGUUGCGCAUUCUAGUCGAGAGGAAAGAAGACGUUAACGCCGAUGGACCGGAUUCUUGGACACCUCUGCACUUUGCUGCUUAUUCCGGACACGUAAUGGCCACCCGGCUGUUACUCGCAGCUAGGGCUCGCAAGGAUCUGAAAGUCAAGUCCGGGGCGACCCCUUUGACUAUGGCGGCCGCAGAAGGGCAUAUAGAGGUGGUGCGAAUACUGCUAGAAGUCGGCGCGCGUUACGACGAGAAGGCCGACUGUGGUAAAACGCCACUUGCAUUCGCUGCUGAGAACGGGCACGCAGGGGUGGCGAGACUUCUACUCCUAGCUGGAGCUGCUAUCGAUACGACAGACGUUGCAGGGCAAACUCCGCUUCUACAUGCCUGCAAAAAAGGAUUUGUGUUCACCGUCCUAUUCCUGAUUAAAGCAGGAGCUGGUAUGGAGUUUGCAGACAGGGAAGGGUUGCCUCCUAUUUGUGUCGCUGCUCGCUACGGGUUCAAGGAGAUUGUCCAGCUGAUGAUUGAUCAUGGUGCUAAUGUCGACACGCGCGACAUGAACUGGCGUACACCGCUCAUGCAUGCUGCCACGUAUGGACGAGUGGAAAUUAUGCAGCUCCUCCUUGAUGCUGGCGCAAAGUUGGACCUUCAAGACAGCCAAGGCCGCAGAGCAAUACAUUGGACUGCUGCGACUUUCACUAUCGGCUUUUAUGACGACAAAUAUCAUGAGCGUGAUGAACAUUUGAUGGACCGCAACUUUCGCAAUUACUAUGGCAAAUCCAAAUAUGACUCCGAAGAACCCACCGAAGAACAGUCUGGUGAAAAUUCCGGUGCAGAGUCCGAUGAAGAGCUCGAUAAAACUGAGAUGAUCUCCGCUCUCCCCGAAAACGCAAAGAAAGGAUAUCCUCCAGCCUUGUGGGAGUCCCUCGUGCCAGCUGUGCGACUCCUUCUUGAUGCCGGCGAGGCGGUUGACAGCAAGGGCCAAAAGGAGUCGACCCCCUUAUACCUGGCUUGCAUGAUCGGUCACAAAGAAAUGGUGCAACUUCUUAUCGACCGCGGUGCCGAUGUUAAUUCCAGGGACAGGCACUCUGGAACCCCGCUGAUGGUGGCUGGUAUGUGGGAGCACCAUGAAAUCUGGCAAAUUUUACUUGAUAAUGGUGCCCGCGAAAAUCUCAAGAGUAUUACUGGAUUUACGGCGCGUGAUGUGUAUGGCGCGGGACCGAAAGAAAGAGAGUCAGAUUUCAGUACCGAGGACAACCUCUUCAUAGAGCAGCUACGAAAGAAACAGGCUAGGACAAAUACGAACGGAGAGCGUUCCGAGCCGUGGCACAAGCGCAGGGCACUGGAUGUGCAAAUCGCGGCUGAAAAAAUCAAAUAUCCUCUUCGUUUCGGGUAUGUUUCACCGUUAUAG